Molecule: messenger RNA, 948 nt
Organism: Metopolophium dirhodum (rose-grain aphid)
Lineage: Eukaryota; Metazoa; Arthropoda; Insecta; Hemiptera; Aphididae
Product: cuticle protein 8-like
Exons: 2
Coding region: 139-540 (133 amino acids)
Cellular component (GO): extracellular matrix
Source: RefSeq, a predicted model, not a curated record
UGCACAUGCAGUAUAUAUACUGCAUACUAAGAUUCAAUAGUUAUCAGUACCUACCUAGUUCAUUCUUUGUGAAGAAUAAAUUUUAUUUUUAAAAAUCUCAUCUCGUAAAAGUGUGUACGCAUCUACAAUACAUUCAAAAUGACUACAAAGCUGAUUGUAUUUGCUGCUCUGAUUGGACAUAUGGCCAUUGCUUACCCGCCUGAGUACAAAAGUUACGACGAUGGUCACCACGAUCACUAUGCUCACGCACCUGCACCGUAUCAUUUCGAGUACGGUGUAAAAGACCUCCAUACACACGACAUCAAAAGCCAAAGCGAAGUGAGCGACGGUCAUGGUAAUGUCAAAGGAUCGUACAGUUUAGUAGAAGCCGAUGGUUCUACACGUGUUGUCGAGUACACCGCCGACCACGAGCACGGUUUCAACGCUGUUGUCAAGAAAAUCGAUGCACCCCACCAUCACAGUGAACACUCUGACAUUGGUUACCAUCACCACGAAUCACUUCAUCCAUACAAAUCAUCAUCUUACUACAAGUUCUACUGAAAUUCAAUAUUAUUAAAUAAUACCUAUACACAAAUUUGUUAUCACACCGUCGUCGGUACCUACCCAUUAUUCAUUUUGUACCUAUGCCAUGUAAAUUUUUUUACUGAAUAAAAUAUUAUAAAAGAUAUAUAAUAAACAGUUUUGAUCUACAUACCUAUUGCAUAUAUUAUGUUUAAAAUAUGUAAAGUUAAUAAUAUAAUAUGUGCUCCGAAAAGUGGUUCAAAUUACAAAAUCAAUUGUAAACAAUUUGCGUUUGACCACAUGAAGUUACUGUUUUUAAGGCUAUAUAAUAUGAAAUUGUAUUUCAACCGUAUAAAGGUCCAUUUUUUUUUUUUUUGACUAUAGUAAAUACUAAAUAAUAAUUGGAUAAAAAUGUCAGUAAAAAUAUAUUUUUAUGUUUAAAUUCUA